Punctularia strigosozonata HHB-11173 SS5 is the source of this 1722-nucleotide messenger RNA. RefSeq lists its product as uncharacterized. The record is from RefSeq and is a predicted model, not a curated record. The transcript is spliced from 4 exons. Lineage: Eukaryota; Fungi; Basidiomycota; Agaricomycetes; Corticiales; Punctulariaceae. The coding region runs from base 1 to 1722 and encodes 573 amino acids.
AUGCAUUCGACUCAAGAGUGUGACUGGGAAGCCGUCAUCCAAUCGAUCCUGUCUUCAUCGACAAAUCCCGGACUCGAUGAUGAGCCCAAGGGCCAAGGCGUGUUUACCACCUUUGAACAUAUACCGAGCGACUCGACAGCCCCAGGUCGCACUCCAACCUUCGAUGCUGGACUCGAAUAUACACCCGAUCAGUUCUCCUUGCCACCAUCGCCUCAAUCACACAUGGCGGUUGCUCCGAGCUCAUGGGAGGGAUCGAUGUCGCGACCGGUUUUUUCUACAGCCAGCCAGCCGUCCAUGCUUCAUCCUACUGCCUUCGUAAAUCGCGCAGCCUCGGUGCCUAAUAUGUCUCCUCAACUUCAGACUCCUGCGUUCGGCUCUCGUACAGUGUCUAUGCCGUCGGUGCCUUCCACUGCGCGCUUCUAUCCACAGGAGGCCGAGGCGUCUUAUCCGUGCCAGGCUGUUCCCAUACCACAGGUUCCUUCUGCCCAUAAUGCGCCACCCCGCGGUCAAGUAUACAACAGUGCGACAUCAAGGCCUCAACAUCUGCCGUUUGCGUCCCUUCCGCAUACUCAGCAGUCCGGCAUGCCCUUCACCGGAUACGUCUCUACCUCGGGGACGCAAAACGAGACUUUCACCGACAUGACUAAUCAGCCACCCUUUGCUAGCUCUAAUCGAGCUCAUGGCGCGCACCCGAUGAUGAUGAGAGACUUUCUCGCUCAAGGCUAUGCUAACCUGCCUCCUCCCGAAGCGGCUUAUCCCGGUUUUGAUUCGCAUAUUCCAACUCAGGCGCCGACGUUCUUUCCAGGCGAGCAAGUCUCUACCGGUUCUCGUCUCCCUGCCCACUGGAACCGCCAGUAUAGCGGCGCUCCUGAUGCGCAUCACCGCUACAUCGCACCGUCGAUGGCUCAUCCUUUCUACGACCCUGCCCGCAAUGCCGCCAUAAGCCACCGGCAGAAUCAUCGUCAACCUCCAUUUACCGCGAGUUACUCUCAGCAAGCGUCGGCAUCAUCUCAACAAUUCUUUGUGACCGGAGGCACCGCAACAACUUCAACUUUCCCCCCUUUCGUGAACGAAAUCGGACCCCGUCAUGCGCAGGCCGCUUUAGACUUGCAACAGCCUCGUCAACCGGCUCUACCCCCUGCUUUGGCAGCUCCCGACCAACCACACGCCCUCGCGGACGCAGCGUCCGACAUUGCGAACUUUAACUCGUCAUCUGAAUCACUUGCGGGACCGUCGCGUACUUCUCGUCAUCCUAGACGCACUACAAAGCCCCGGCAGUCGGAGACCGCCCGUCCCCGGCGCAACGUUGCGAAAGCUCCGGUACGCCGCCGCGGGAGCAAGCCUUACGAUACCGUCGAAUCGGGCGGCAGAACUACUUGCCGCUGGCCGCGCUGCGAGAACAACGAGGUGCCGACAAAGCACCUCAUUUCCCAUCUGAGCGACCACAUCUCGGAACGAAACCUGGCCGAAGGGAGACGCAGCUUUCACUGCCCAUUUUGCGAUCACACAUCGGGGACGCGCAAGGAGCUCUUAAGGCACCUCGUCUCGGAGAAACAUGGCAUGUGUGUCAAGUUCAUGUGUGAAUGCGGCAGGUCUUUUUCGCGCGCCGAUGCGCGGACUCGCCAUCGCAAAUCGAAGACGCACAAGGAGAUUAUGGCGGAACUGGACCCCACUUACGAGUGCGACACCCAGGACGAAGCUGACGAUGACGAGUUUCCCUGA